AUGGCAUCUCGAAAUCCACUAUCUGUGAUACUUGAUCAAAAUAAAUUGACUGGACCUAACUAUUCUGACUGGCUAAGAAAUUUAAAGAUUGUUCUGGUAUCUAAAAAGAUUACAUAUACAUUGGAUAAGGCAUCUCCAAAAGAGGCUCCUGUUAAUGCCACCCCUGAUGAGAUGGAAAAGCUUGAAAAAUGGUCGGACCAUAAUCUUCAAGCAAGAUGUUAUAUGUUGGCUUCAAUGUCAAAUGAACUACAAAGACGGUUUGAGGAGACUGUGGAGGCUAAAGAUAUUCACAUACGCCUACAAGAGUUGUAUGGUGCAUAG
Messenger RNA from Zingiber officinale, 321 nucleotides. RefSeq lists its product as uncharacterized. Lineage: Eukaryota; Viridiplantae; Streptophyta; Magnoliopsida; Zingiberales; Zingiberaceae. Bases 1 to 321 code for a protein of 106 amino acids. The transcript has a single exon. The record is from RefSeq and is a predicted model, not a curated record.